Molecule: messenger RNA, 6013 nt
Organism: Rhipicephalus microplus (southern cattle tick)
Lineage: Eukaryota; Metazoa; Arthropoda; Arachnida; Ixodida; Ixodidae
Gene: Asap
Product: ArfGAP domain of ASAP
Biological process (GO): positive regulation of GTPase activity
Cellular component (GO): cytoplasm
Molecular function (GO): GTPase activator activity; protein binding
Source: RefSeq, a predicted model, not a curated record
GUGAGCGGUUGAACGAGAGCGGGGACACGCGCUUUCAUAGGAACCCUGCUCUCUGGUCAGGUCAAGAGUACAAGUAGGUCGUGCUAGGGGCUUUGCACGAAUUGAAACCAAAACACAAUGCCACAAACGGCACAGUUUCGUAUCUCCUUACGUAAAACACCUAAAAAACAUUGUAGGGUUGCGUAGGAUUUUAAUAGUCAUAUAUACAAAAACAAAAAUUUGUGUGUUUUUUUAUUAUUCAGCGCAAAGGCUACGCAGAGGCGACCGAACGGGACGGCUUAGUGGCCGAAGGGGUCGUGGUUGGGGACUGAGGUGGUUGGGCGUGUGUGCGCCACACUUGAGAUGUCAAGCGACGUUUUUGUUUUGACUCGAUGAGCGUCAUCCCGCCGAUGUGUGAAAUGUUGGAGCCGCGGCUGUCGUGUGGGUGUCUGGCCCGUCGUUCCUGAGAAGCACCCGGGGCACGAUGCCCGGCAUAAUGAUGAGCGUGGACGAGUUCGUCUCCGAAACACUGGAGGACUACAACUCGCCCACCACGUCCACUUUCGUCGGCAAAAUGAACCACUGCCGCCAGAGUGUUAAUCUACUCGAAGAGACGCUGGAUUUUGAUCGAGACGGGCUGACGAAAAUGAAAAAAGCUGUGAAAGCAGUCUACAACAGUGGAAAUGCUCAUGUUGACAAUGAAGUCCACCUUUCCAAGGCUCUUGAAAGGCUGGGUGCCAAUGCAGUCACAAAGGACCAAGAGCAUGACAUUGGUGCUGCGUUCCUCAAAUUUUCAGUGGUGACAAAAGAACUCUCAGCACUUAUGAAAACUCUGAUGCAAAGCUUACACAACAUUAUUAUGUUUCCCCUGGAUAAUUUGUUGAAAGGAGACUUGAAAGGCGUUAAAGGAGAUCUCAAGAGGCCAUUUGACAAGGCAUCUCGGGAUUAUGAAGUCAAGGCGUCUAAAAUAGAGAAAGAGAAGAAACAGCAGGCCAAAGAGGCUGGCCUAAUACGGACGGAGAUAUCACCAGCCGAGAUUGCCGAUGAAAUGGAGAAAGAGAGAAAGAUGUUUCAGCUGCACAUGUGCGAGUACCUGAUCAAAGUGAAUGAAAUCAAGACCAAGAAAGGGGUUGAACUGUUGCAACACCUGGUCGAGUUCUACCAUGCACAGAACAACUUCUUUCAGGAUGGACUGAAGACUAUUGGUCACUUCAAUAAUUACAUUAUAGAACUCUCAAGCAAGCUGCAGAAGGUCAGACAGAAGCAGGACGAGGAGCGUAAGAAACUCAUUGAGCUUCGUAAUACGCUAAGGAGUUCCCCCUCUCUGGAUAUCAAAGAUGUUAGUUCAGUUGGCUACAGUUUACACCAGCCACAGGGAAACCAACAUUAUGGCUACACAAAGGUUGGCUACUUGCUUAAGAAGUCUGAUGGGAAAAUGCGCCGUGUGUGGCAGAAAAGGAAAUGUGAAGUGAGGGACGGAUAUUUGUACAUAUCACACUCCGACGAAACAAAACCUCCUACAAAGCUCAACCUUCUUACGUGCCAAGUGAAGGUAGGUUCUCGAAGUCUAGUGUACCCAAGUACCUUUUAUUAUGCAACUCACCAUCUUCCGCAGAGCCUACAAGAAGAGAAGCGUUCCUUCGAUUUAAUAUCCUAUAACCGGACGUACCACUUUCAAGCUGACGAUGACUUGGAAAUGGAGGCGUGGAAAGCAGUGCUGGUCAACUGCAAAGAAGGAGCGCUUCGUAAAGCAUUCACCGAACCAGGACAGGCUGGUGGCGGCACAGGGAAUCAAUCUCUCCUGGAGUUUCAGCAGUCCAUCAUAAGGCAGGUGCAGCAGUUGCCUGGCAAUGACCGCUGCUGCGACUGCAACUCAACCAAAGAUCCAACUUGGCUAUCAACGAACUUUGGAAUUUUGACCUGCAUUGAGUGUUCGGGCGUGCACCGAGAGCUCGGCGUUCAUGUUUCCAGAAUACAAUCGCUUACGCUCGACAACCUGGGAACAUCACAGCUGUUGCUUGCAAGGGUAAUGACAAACAAUGGUUUCAAUGAAACAAUGGAGGCAACCAUGACGCAGUCCAGAAAGCCGACCCCUACAAGUCCAAUGGAGGAGCGGUGUGAGUUCAUUCGGGCUAAGUACGUUGACCGCAAGUUUGCUGUUCGGACCUGCUCAGACGAGAAUGAUCUUCUGCAUGACUUGGAGCAUGCUGUCACGGCCAGGCACCUCUAUCAGCUUCUACAGGCCUUUGCAGAAGGGGCCAUUCUCACAGCAGUGCUUCCGAAUUACAAAAACACGGCAGACACUGCGCUUCAUGUGGCUGUUGCCCAGGAAGACGCCACCUCCCUUCACAUCGUGGACUUUCUGGUUCAAAAUAGCCCCUGCGUGGAUGUUCAGAACAAGGCGGGAAACACUCCCAUGCACACUGCGGUGCUGCACAACCAGACAGAAUGCAUGAAGCUGCUGCUUCGCAGUGGUGCUGCCGUUGAUAUCAAGAACGCAGAUGGCAAGAGCCCACUGGACCUGGCCAAAGAGCGAGGUUACCACAUGUGCCUCGAGCUGAUUGAGCAUGCACUACAGAAUAAGAAAACGCUUUUCGAGAAUGUCAACAUUGACUGGGGUCUGACGCAAGAUGAUGGGUCAACAGACUUCAGCGAUGAUGACUAUCCAGAAGAUCGCCUAACAUCCGACUGGAAGAGGUCCCGGCCUUCGAGCGUCAUCAGCAACGAGUCGACACGCCCGGAAUCUGCCAGUCCCCAGCCUUGCCCUAAGCCACCGCCGCCUCCACCUCAGAGUCGCAAGCCAGUCAUUCCAGGUCUCAAUGCACAUGGCUCCAUGAAGAAACGUGCGGCCCCGCUGCCACCACCGUCGACAAGCCUGCAGCCGUCUAGUCAUUCACGCACUCCCUCCGACCCGUGUUUCUCUCAGAGUGCCCUCGGUCUGGUGCUGCAUAAGCGAAACCCCUCGAUGGACCUGGCCUCCAGCUCUUCUAUGGAUUCUUCUUUUGACCAAGUCAGCUCGUCGAACCCCUCCACUCUUGGAUCAAGUUCCUCACGGCAAAACCUGUCCCAGGGAUCAGAUGUGCUGAAAGGAAUGGAGGAGCGGCCCAACUACAGCACUUUGCAGCGGCCCAAGUGUCCUCCACCUCCGGCUCCAGGGCCUGCCACAUCGUCGACUGGCUGCAACAGUGUCGGCAACCCCAUUGGCGGCCAUGAGCAUCUGCAGGAGGUGGGCGGUGCUGCAGCUGCCACAGCGGUGCCUGUGCCGCCACCGCGGAAGGUGGGCCACGCCCUUGUUCACCUUUGGUACACUGGACUCUGUCCCAGGCCCUCUGCUGCCAAGAUGCCCCCGGCAAGGAAACCUGUGGAUGGCCAGGGUGAUGAGCAGUGCCACAGCACAAAAGUGAGACGCCGGUGUCGUGCACUGUACGAUUGUUGCGCCGACCAGCAAGAUGAGCUGUCGUUCAGCGAAGGCGAAAUCAUAGUCAUCAUCAGCGAGAUCACCGAAGAUGACCAGUGGAUGGAAGGAAUGAUUGAGGGCGAUCCCGAGCGCCGGGGUGUUUUCCCCACCAGUUUUGUUCAUAUGUUGUCAGAUUAGUGGCACUGGCUUUUACCAAACCAAAACAGUGAUUGCUGCGUAGACCUGCUGAGAAAGAAAGUUCACCUUGCAUGCCAAAAGCACAUUCUUGCUUAUGCCAUUUCUGUUAUUGUGAAACAAUUUAUAUAAUAUAAAUACAUAGAUCAAGGCCUAUCUAUUUUUAUUAUUGAUGAGAUGUUGUUUUUAGCUUUGCUCAUUUCAUUGCGCAGAGGGACAUUUUAUUUGCUGCUGUGUUGCCACCUGCAGCAUAAUAAGUUCAAAGAAUUUUUGUACUACUUGGCCAGCCAAUAUUUCUAUGACUUACUCCAAUGUAUUGGUUUCUUGAUGCAGCCCCAAAAACAUUGUGGUUUUGUAAGGCAUACAAGUUGCCUUGACAGUAGAAAAGAAAGGUAUACGUGGUUCAGCGAUUUCAGUUGCAGAAAUCCUUGCACCUCCUCCGCAUGUGUGGCUACAACCAUAUCACUCAACUUAGCUGUCGCUGUGGCACUCACUCAGGAACUGGGUUGCAGUGAUAGUGCUAUUGCCGAUCCGACUGAAUACCCACUCCAUCAAAGCAAUCUGCAUGUACAAUGCACUGUCAAAGAAUCUUCUCACUGAGCACUUCAAUGAAAAGCCAAAACAAACAUGUUAUUGCACAGAGCACUUGUAACUAAGCACACUCACUUUGCAGAUGAACACGUGCUUUGUCCCUUUGUUGCAGUUCAAGGGGUGACUUUAGAGCAUUGGGCUCAUGUGCUACAUUUGUACACCUCUGCCAGUCUUUUUAAACUCUUGCAUAUUGUUAGAUCGGUGUACAUCUUGACAUCACGACACAUUUAUUUUCAAGCUUAUGUAAUAAAAGUAGCAAUAGCUAUGACAACAGCGGUUGUUAGACGACACAGGCUUCGGUGUUUACACUGCGAAAAUUCGGUGUCUUGUCUUCCUGGGAACAUCAUUAUGUAAACUGUUAAGAACCAUUUAUCUUUAGGAGUUGCUUUAUAUCUCAGUCUCCUUCAUAUAAACAAGAAGCUGUCCUUGUACUUUGUAAUUUGUAAAAACAGUAUAUGUUAUGAUGAAAAUGUGCUAGUGCUGGCCACAAUCUCACCAUGUUAUACAAGCAACGUAAAACAGCACAUAUUUGUGUGCCAACCACAUUCAAGAACAAAGCAUAAUGUACAUAGUAUUGGCACUGUGAAGGUUGUACCAAGGAAUCGUAGCGGUUCUGUAUAAACUGCUCAAGGACGCGAUAGUAAGUCAAACACUUGUACAGGGUAGCAAACUAGAUGUUAUGACAGUUUUGUAUUGUGCUCCCUUCUUCUCUUACCUUCACUGCCUUCUUAGCGAUGUUGCUCCAGUCUUUACAACAAAGUGAAGGAGAAUUGUCGUAUUCACGUGGCAGACAACUUCAAAUGCUAUUUCCAUGCUUGAGUUUGCAUGCACUCUUAAGGACCUGGAAGUUCUGCUUCUCAUCAAGUGCACAUAAAAAAGGACGAUUCUUACACGAUUACAAUUUUUAUAUUUAUUCUCCAAUUUCAGCCUUGUUCUGUCAGUCUGUUGGGUGAUAUUUCACCGCAGAGCCAGUGCAUUUGUCUUGAAAUAAAUGAGAAUGUGCAGUCAUACUUGGCAAGGUUGAAUACAUACGCGUUAUUGGCACUCCCUGCAAAACUAUAGCUGUAGGAGUUUAUGUACGUUCUGUUCCUUGCAAGUUUCAUAGAAAGUCCAUCUGUCAACUCUUAGCUUGAUACUAUUAUUUAUAGCUCUAGAUCAGUAUGUAUAGCUAGGCAAUGGUGUUUUUUUUUAGCAUAAUAGGUGCAUGUGAUGCAGCCAUACUGCUUGUUUGGAGCAAGCCGAAAUUUGCUUAAUCUAGUUCACUGUUGAGCACCAGAAGCUGUGGGGUCACUAACCAAGUUCAUUUUUACAAUUUUUUCUCUUUGAGCAAGAAUAACACAUCUCCAACUGUAAUGCAAGUGAUGACUUGUUAAAAGCUGUGAUGCAAGUACAACUAUGAAACAUUCUAGUCUGAACAAAUUUGAAGAUGUAUGUGACAUAUUGUUUUCCUCUUUCAUACACAAACAUACACACACAUAUUUAUAUAUAUAAUCAUACAAUAAAGGCUACUGCCAAACUGAUUUUCUAUAUGCAGAAUUAGUGAGGGGCAUGUACAUAAAAACCUUGUGUAGACUUCUUCGAGAGAGAACUUGAAGGUUUGCACUUUUCACUGCAAGGAAUUUUAUACAUUGAUGUGAGCUGCCGGUGUGGCACUUGCAUAGUCCUGCUGCUUCAGGGAGCUGUGAUGCCAAACCGCAGUUAAGUGUUUUCUUGCUUCCAGUAAUGUGUGUCCACAUGAAUCUGUUCUUUGAAAUGUUUUUUUUUUUAAUUUCUGCUCCUGCUGAAUGUUAGCGUGUCAUCUGAGCUAUGCCAUGUAAUAGUGAAUUCAUAAUAAAUGUGGUAAAGCUCGUG